Messenger RNA from Galeopterus variegatus (Sunda flying lemur), 1149 nucleotides. RefSeq names its product spermatogenesis associated 32 (gene SPATA32). Gene Ontology annotation, biological process: spermatogenesis. Gene Ontology annotation, molecular function: actin binding. Lineage: Eukaryota; Metazoa; Chordata; Mammalia; Dermoptera; Cynocephalidae. The coding region runs from base 1 to 1149 and encodes 382 amino acids. The transcript has 4 exons. Gene Ontology annotation, cellular component: perinuclear region of cytoplasm. The record is from RefSeq and is a predicted model, not a curated record.
AUGGACGGGUCUGGGAGAGGCGGAGGCGAGGCAAAGAUGGUGGUGGAGGAAGGUAGACGUGGAGGGUGCCAGCGGAUUUCCCUGCUGUGGCAAGGAGUCGGUGCAAAUCGUGGAGACACACUGGAGGAAGAACUGUCAGAACAAGAGCCCCCACCCAAAGUGGACCUAGACCUGGACCUAUACCCGGACCCAGACCCAGAGCCGGAGGCAGACCUAGGGAUGGAACUGGACCUCAAGGCCCUGCUGCAGUCCGACAUGUACCCGACAGCCAAGCCUGGAGCUCAGCAGGACGUGGAGCCCUGCGACAAAGACCAUGAGCAGCAGGGGUACAGGAUAGAGCCUGUCAACCCCUACCCAGAGGGGCUGCUUAUGCCACAGAACAUUACACAGUGGAGCUUGAAGUCAAACUCCAGCUACCUGAGUUCCAUGGAGGAGGACCAGAUGUCCAUCAAACAUCACUCCAUCUGCGUGCAGACCUCCCAACACCUCUUCUCAGCCAACAAGCUCAUCCAGGCCUCAGAACACAGUCUGCAACGGUCAGUAAACAUGCAGGUCAAUGAAAGCAGUGCAAGCAAGACCAGCCAGCCGGGCCAAGUGUCUGUCCCCAUGGACACCUUGUGCUCCAAGCAGCAGCUCCAGACCCCCAACGUCCAUCCAGCUCUUGCAGCCACAAACUCCCAGCCGCCAGCAAACCCCUGCCUGUCCUCCCCCAGUCUCCCCAAGGCCAUUGGCCUGACAGAGCUCAUCAACUUUGCAUCUUCCCUGGCCCUGUCCUCCUCCAGCAAGAUGGACUUGCCCAAUUUGAGACACAUGAUCAAAGCUUCACCUCAGAAGGCCAUGGAGCCUUCUACAGAGCCCACUAUGGACACAUGCACAGAGACACUGCCAGAAAAACCACCUGAAGCCGGGGAGCCACAGAGAGCUUGGAAUCAGGCAGACAAGCACUUCCCUUGCUCUUACCUUGACUUUAGUAAGCCGGGGGUCAAGAGCGCCACCAUUGAAGGGGAAGUGCAGCUUCUCCAGCCACCAGCCAUAUCCCCACAGCUGCAGGGAGCCAAGGAAGACUCAGUACCGGGAACCAAGAAAGGGAAUCCAUUAUUCCUGAAAAUCCAUUUUAAGGUGUCAUCCCCCACUACCCCAGAGAAGUGA